This is a messenger RNA of Argentina anserina (silverweed cinquefoil), 845 nucleotides long. RefSeq names its product HMG1/2-like protein. Lineage: Eukaryota; Viridiplantae; Streptophyta; Magnoliopsida; Rosales; Rosaceae. The coding region runs from base 137 to 586 and encodes 149 amino acids. The transcript is spliced from 8 exons. The record is from RefSeq and is a predicted model, not a curated record.
GGCCCCCCUUCUUAUCUCUUGCCUUGCCCUUCAUUUCUCUCACACGCACCGCACCAAACAAAGCAAAGCCAUUCCCAAACAGGCCCCCUCUCCAAUCUUAUUCUUCUUCUCUUCUUCGAAAACCCUAGGUUGAGCCAUGAAAGGCGGGAAAUCCAGAGCCGCGGCGCCGAAGCGGUCCGACACCAAGUUAAAGACGAAGAGCGCCGGAGCCAGCAAGCUGUCGAAGAAGGCCGGGAAGGAUCCGAACAAGCCCAAGAGGCCUGCGAGCGCCUUCUUCGUUUUCAUGGAGGAGUUUAGGGAGAAGUACAAGAAGGAACACCCCAACAACAAAUCGGUUGCUGCUGUUGGUAAAGCCGGUGGUGAGAAAUGGAAAUCUUUGUCGGAUGCUGAAAAAGCACCUUUCCAGGCCAAGGCGGAGAAGCGGAAGGUCGAAUACAACAAGAACAUGGAUGUUUACAACAAGAAACAAGCUGAUGGAGAUAAUGGAGUGGAGGAAGAGGAGUCGGACAAGUCCAAGUCGGAGGUGAACGAUGAGGAUGAGGAGGGUGAUGAGAGCGGUGGCGAGGAUGAAGACGAUGAUGAGUAGAGAAAGAGGAAGAAGGGAGGAUAACUGGAAAAGGAAGCAAUAUGUGUAGGAUUGCUUAGUGAAUGACCUGCAUUGUCUAAUUUUAAGCGCUUUGUCUCAUCGAUAGGAGUAGAGUAGGAAAAAACAAAAACCAAGGGAUUAACAACAUUCAGGGCUUCUGCUAUGACAUGUUAUCCCAUAUCUUUCUGUACUUAUAAUUAUCCUAUUAAUGCUUAAUGGUAUUCAGCUUGCUUGACUAUAAAAAUGCUUCAAUUGCUUU